AACAUCUCAAUGUUGCAGGACAAUGGCCCUCAAAGACUGGACUUGCAGACCCCUGCUUCAGAUCCAUGAGAUUCCUGAGCGGAAAACAGCUUGGAAGAGGAUUUUACUGAGCGUCUGUCUCUUACAAUAUUUGGAUUUUGAGCAACAUACACCAAGUGACAAAGGAAACACUGACCAGCACUGAAGAUUGGCUGUUGUUUCUGCAACUGCUGUAGCCAAAGCACAGGGAGACACAAGAAAUAAAAGGCUUCAAUCUAAUGGCCAAACAACCAACAGCUGUCCAGAAUGGGACUGGAUACGGAAGACUUCAUCUCACCUAACAUGAUGGAAUCUGGUCUAUUACCUUUUGCAGACUUCCUGKACCUCAACCCCAACAGCUAUGUCAACAACAGCAACAAAAGCUGGAGCAACCAUCCGUAUGGUGAUGAUCCAAGGCUCAACGAAACCGAGACCUUGCAUUACUCACUCCAUAACGCUCUCCUUGGAGUGUCGUUGGGGCUCUUAUCGCUUCUCACCAUCAUAAUGAACCUGCUUGUCCUCUAUGCAGUGAAGAAAGAAAAAACUCUCCACACGGUGGGAAACCUGUACAUUGUUAGCCUGUCAGUGGCAGAUCUGAUUGUGGGAACGACAGUUAUGCCCCUGAACUUGAUGUAUCUGCUGGAGGAUGAGUGGAGUCUGGGGCGAGCGGUGUGCCAGUUUUGGUUGAUCAUGGAUUAUGUGGCCAGCACAGCAUCAAUCUUUAGCUUGUUUAUCCUGUGUUUGGAUCGGUACCGCUCAGUCAGACAACCUCUGAAAUACCUAAAGUAUCGAACACGAGGAAAAGCGAGCUUGAUGAUCUCUGGGGCUUGGUUACUUUCAAUGAUGUGGAUAAUCCCUAUUUUAGGAUGGAGGUCGUUCACACAUGUGRACCUYAAACCUGAGGAGGAGAACAAAUGUGACACAGACUUUCGCUUUGUUACGUGGUUCAAGGUGAUAACAGCGGUUUUCAACUUCUAUGUACCCUCAAUUUUGAUGUUGUGGUUUUACACACACAUCUACUUGGCRGUGAGGCAGCAUCUACGAGACAGAGAGCGGAUCAUUCAUCCAGCAGACUCAUUUGGAGAAAAUGAGAAUGGAGGCAAUGCCCCGAGCCCUAAAAAAAAUGACUCCAAAUCCCUCGGGAACGAAACAGAGGUUUCCCUCAAACAACUAAAAAAAGACGGACUGCUAGAUCAGAACACUCUAGCUCAAACAUAUUCACUUGAAGAUGGUGAGAAAACUAAAUCUGCUUCUUUUAGAACUCACAGAAAAAUAGGCGUAAAGUGCCAACAGUCGUCACUUCUUUCCAUGACAACAAAGCGGCUCCGAAUGGCCCGGAGGGGUAAAACGUGCUCCCUGUCACCCGAAGAGAGGCAGCCAGGACCAGAGCUUCCCCUGAGCCAGUCGUCUGCGCCGCAGGAUAUGGCAUGCUCAGGUGGAAACAAUGAGAACAAACAUCAGGCUUCUCUCAAUGAAUGCCAUGUCACAGUGACAAACUCUGUGAGUGGAGUUUGCGGUAUCAGUCCAGUGUCAGACGUGCAGAGGUACACAGAUGUGCUCUGCAACAGCUACGACCCCAGUCAGGCGCUACCAUGGCCCGAGGAAGGAGUGGAGGACACCAGAAUAGACUCGGAUAAUGGAGUGACUCUGAAACAGGCGUGGCACAGGUUCAUAGACCAAUCACGACAUCGAAUUCAAAGUCUGAGGAUUCACAAGGAGCACAAAGCUGCCAAGCAGUUAGGUUUCAUAAUCGCUGCUUUCUUGCUGUGUUGGAUUCCUUAUUUCAUAGUUUUCAUGGUCAUGGCUUUCUGCCCAGAGUGCGUGCACCACGAUCUUCACAUGUUCACCAUUUGGCUUGGUUACAUCAAUUCCACUCUGAACCCUUUCAUAUACCCACUCUGCAAUGGAAACUUUAAACGUGUUUUCAAAAAUAUUCUCAAGAUCAAUUUGUGACUGAUGUGACUGCAAGAGCAAAGAGUCACACGAAUUCUGAGCUCUUCAAGUGUUACCAAUAAUAAUAGAUGAUACAAAAAAAAAAGUUGAUGGUCUUGGAUGUUUUUUUUUAUUGUUGAUAAAGUAAAAGCAUAUUUUGGGUGGCAGCUUGUUUUGUACAUUAAGUCUCAGAUUUUAUUUUUGUAACUCGCCGUUUUACAAAGAGUCUUUUAGAGUAAAAUGUUAUUUAUUUUUGUCUGUUUUGCUGAUGUUAUUGCACUGUGUCCAGAGAUAAAGGAAUUCAUUCUUGGGAGCAGAAGUCAGAUUUUCUUAAAGUUGGUUUCUAUUGAGUUGUUGUCAAUAUUAAAUGUAUGUUUGCAGGAGACAGAGAAAAAUGUCACUUUCGUAAAAACGUAAAGAGAAAGAAGUUGUGACCACAGAGUAUAAUUAGUGGUUAGGCAGAGCAGAGCCAGCCCAAAAAUUGAUUAUUUCCAACCUAAGGUAAGUCAGUUCCCUAAAAAAAUGCAUACAGCUCAUGAUAACACUACUCUCUCCUUUUGUCACAUCCAUGCUCAUUAUUAGUCAAUGACUCAAUGCAAUCAAUUGUCUUUUUUUGUAAAUUGGUCACUCAGGAGGUAUUGCUGCAAAGUUUAUCACUCAAUAUAAUUUGAUGGCCUUCCUUAACUUUUUACUAGUUGGCAUGUUAAACUGAACUGCACUGUAUUAUAUUUUGGACUGAACUGUACUGUAUCUAAUUGGAUUUAAACUGUGAUUUAUGAUUAGGAUCUGUUUGUCUUUAAAGUAUCUUGAGAUGACAUUUGUUGUGAAUUGGUGCUUUAUUAAAAAUAAAUUAAAAUGAAUGAAAUUUAUAACCCUUUACGCUACAUCACUUUUUAAGAAGACUUUUUGAAAGAAAUAGCAUAAGCUUUAACAAGAAUUUUAUAUUGGUUAAAAAACAUGCAGUUUUAUUCUAUUUAACACUUCUUGACUUGAGUUAUUUUUGGUGUCUAUUCCUAUCUCAACGUUGCAAGUUGUUACAGAACAGGCCACUGUCUCUAUAACCUUUCAAUGCAACAGUGACAACAGUCUAACACUUUGUAAAAUACUGCUUGCAUAAAAUGCAAUUGAAGUUUUGAAACUGAAAUAGGAUAUCAGACACUGGCUUUGCUCUUUGCUCUAAUUUAGCCAACUUUACACUUGUUUCGUAGGGCAGACCAGGUUUUUUUUUUUGACAUUCCWUACACAAACGGUUGACAUGAUGUCCUGCUAUUUCUAAGCAGGAUCUGUGACCCCAUGAUGCCAUGUAUGUUUUGACACAGUCCUCUUUAGCAAUGUAUUUGGUAUCUUCCUUACUAUCCUCCUCUUUGUGAGUGAAGGCAAGAUAAAUUUGAAUUCUCAUCCAGCUUUGCUGUAAAUAUUCACAAGUUARUUUGAGAGGCUAAUUGCUCCAAAKACUUCUUUUGAMUUGUUGUAUGAAAUAAUAAACAUUUGCUUCACUUGAAUAGUUUGGUGAAGAGUAGCUUCCAGAAAUGAGCCCUUGUGUCAUAAUUGCACUCUUGGGGAAUAGGAGCUAGUAGUCAACUAAAAAAUAAUUAAAAAUAAAGAAUAUAUUAAGAAAAGCUUUAGUUAUACUGAUUUUGUAGUAAUGGAAAUUAAGCAUUAAGCAUUUCUCCCACAAGUUAUAUUAGUGGAAUAUUGUGCAACAGYUAUUAUAUAUGCAUUAAUUUUAAGGUUUUUAUAUGUGCAUCAGGAAAGUGUUAUAAGAUGGAUAAGAACCCCACAGAGCCUCCCUUUAAAAAUCAAAAUCAAAAAUAUCCCUUCAAAUGAACAUGAAUUGAGUCAAAAAUAUUUUGUCAUAAUACAAUCCAAACAUGCUUUCAAAAGAAUUAAACCUGUAACUCUGGACUUACUGUAUAUACAUGUCAAUAAAUCAGUAAAUCACAGCAAGCAUCAAUGACGGUUUUAUUAAUAAUGUGUUUCUAUUUCCAUUCAUAGCCAGGAGUAAGAGUCCAAGUUGACAGCAAACUGCAGUAUUUUUUAUUUAGAGCUAUGUGAAAAUGUUUUAAUUUAUUUUGUGUUCUAAAGUUGUUAAAAUUGAAUAACAUGAAACAUGACACUUAAGUCUGUUGGUAAUUCUGUGAUUUUCCAUGAUUUUUUCAUUAAUUACACAUGAUU
Molecule: messenger RNA, 4125 nt
Organism: Poecilia reticulata (guppy)
Lineage: Eukaryota; Metazoa; Chordata; Actinopteri; Cyprinodontiformes; Poeciliidae
Gene: hrh1
Product: histamine receptor H1
Biological process (GO): adenylate cyclase-activating adrenergic receptor signaling pathway; positive regulation of MAPK cascade
Cellular component (GO): plasma membrane
Molecular function (GO): G protein-coupled acetylcholine receptor activity
Source: RefSeq, a predicted model, not a curated record